AUGGGACAGGCGCAAGCUGUCCUUCGUGUUGUGGACGAUGACGAUGAUGGUGGUGAUGGUGAGGGCGAACGCCAGAGCCAAGCGGUGGCAGCGACGGCGGUGCCAGAGGCUGAGGUGCGGUUGACGCAUGAAGGAAGAGAGCGAUCAGCCAUCGUGGUAGUGCCGCAAGUACAGCAGCAAGAGCAGGAGCAACAAGACCAGGAGCAACAAGAGCAGGAGCACCUGCCGGUGGUGUUUGUGUUUCAUGGUGGGGGUGGCAAUGCGCAACAGAUGAGAGAUCACUGUCGGAUGGAUGAGCUGGGCGCACGAGAAGGGUUCAUCACCGUGUACCCAAAUGGCGCAGGUCGCUUCUCCAAGAAGCUCCUCACAUGGAAUUGCGAGCCCGGCAAGUGCGGGUACAGCGCUGACCACAACGUGGAUGACGUUGGGUUUGUGCUGCGGUUGCUGGACUACAUCUUGAAGGCGUUUCCCGCCAACCCACACCGCGUCUACGCCACAGGCUUGUCAAAUGGGGGCAUGUUCUGCUACCGGCUGGCGUCGGAUCGCCUCGCAUCCACCCGAUUCGCCGCCAUCGCCCCAGUCGGUGGCGUGUGUUUGUGUUCAGCGACGUUCCAACCACAGCGGCAGGUGCCUGUGAUGCACAUCCAUUCCGUGGACGACCCACGAGCGCUGUUUGAAGGGGGCGAAGGGCCGCCGUUCCCGCUCACGCGGCGCACUGUCACGCACUCGCCGGUGAUGGAGGUUGUGCAGCAGUGGACGAGGUUAAAUGGCUGUGACGGUGCAAACCCCGUUACCAUCGACACGCGGAGCUCACCGUCACCGUCACAACAGCAACGGCGUGAAGGACGUGAGCUGCACACGGCAACGCUGCUCUGCUUUCCGCCAACUGCACAGCACAGACACGCGGCACAACAGGACAACCAACACCGCCCACAACCUACCACAACCACAGCAACAUCAACAACAACAACAGCAACAACAACAGCAACAGCAGCAGAAGUAGCGUAUGCGCGGUACAGAAACAUGCCGGUCGUGUUUCUCUGGCGGCUGACGGGCGCGGGCCACGUGUGGCCGUCAAUGGCAGCAGGGGAGAGAGCGCGGCGGGCGGCGUGGGUGCAGCGGUUCUGCGGCAGCGCAACGGACGUCAUUGACGCAAACGACGAGAUGUGGCGCUUCUUCCAGCAGCACCAGGGAGCUGGGUGA
Messenger RNA from Salpingoeca rosetta, 1203 nucleotides. RefSeq lists its product as uncharacterized. The record is from RefSeq and is a predicted model, not a curated record. The transcript has 6 exons. Bases 1 to 1203 code for a protein of 400 amino acids. NCBI's taxonomy places the organism in Eukaryota, Choanoflagellata, Craspedida, Salpingoecidae. Gene Ontology annotation, molecular function: feruloyl esterase activity. Gene Ontology annotation, cellular component: extracellular region.